Cryptomeria japonica (Japanese cedar) is the source of this 2559-nucleotide messenger RNA. RefSeq names its product extensin-2. The record is from RefSeq and is a predicted model, not a curated record. The transcript is spliced from 2 exons. Lineage: Eukaryota; Viridiplantae; Streptophyta; Pinopsida; Cupressales; Cupressaceae. Bases 88 to 2184 code for a protein of 698 amino acids.
GUGCUCCUCUGCAAGAGAAACUAGAGCUAGUUCUGUCAAGUGCAGUAGAUUAGCACAGAGAUUGGGUACUUGUGUUUUGGCUCGACAAUGGCGGAGUUUCAAUGGGGAGGAGGCGGUAGCCUCUGCCCCCGGCUUAUUACACUGCUGCUGCUGGGAUUCAUUGCCAUCAUUAGCAAUGCUGCUUCUGCAAAUGCUGAGGAGGGCCGUAUUCUGAGUGAAUAUGAGUACAAAUCUCCCCCUCCUCCAUCACCAUCUCCUCCUCCGCCUUAUUACUACAAGUCUCCACCCCCUCCAUCACCAUCUCCUCCUCCACCUUACUACUACAAGUCCCCACCCCCUCCAUCACCGUCUCCUCCUCCUCCUUACUACUACAAGUCUCCCCCGCCUCCAUCCCCAUCUCCUCCUCCCCCUUACUACUACAAGUCUCCGCCCCCACCAUCACCAUCUCCACCUCCCCCUUACUACUACAAGUCUCCGCCCCCACCAUCACCAUCUCCACCUCCCCCUUACUACUAUAAGUCACCACCUCCUCCCUCACCAUCUCCUCCUCCCCCUUAUUACUACAAAUCCCCGCCUCCUCCCUCGCCAUCUCCCCCUCCCCCUUACUACUACAAGUCUCCACCCCCACCAUCACCAUCUCCACCUCCUCCUUACUAUUACAAGUCUCCACCCCCACCAUCACCAUAUCCUCCUCCUCCCUAUUACUACAAGUCUCCACCCCCUCCCUCACCAUCUCCUCCUCUUCCUUACUACUAUAAGUCUCCACCCCCUCCCUCACCGUCUCCACCUCCUCCUUAUUACUACAUGUCUCCUCCACCACCCUCACCAUCACCUCCACCACCAUACUACUACAAGUCCCCACCUCCACCAUCACCUUCUCAUCCUGAUCCAUAUUAUUACAAGUCCCCACCUCCACCUUGCUAUUACAAGCCUCCCCAUCAUAACCACCACCAUCACAAGCACCACCACCAUCAAAAACACCACAAGUCCCCACUUCCACCAUCACCACCAGCCCAUGAAGCAUAUUACUAUAAGUCUCCACCUCCACCGACAUACUAUUACAAGUCCCCACCACCACCAUCACACUCUCCUCCUCCCCCAUACUACUACAAAUCACCUCCUCCUCCAUCCCCUUCACCUCCACCUCCUUAUAAGUCACCCCCUCCUCCAUCACCAUCACCCUCUCCAAUGUACUACUACAAGUCACCCCCUCCACCAUCUCCCUCACCACCACCACCCUAUUACUACAAGUCACCUCCUCCUCCAUCUCCCUCACCUCCACCACCCUACUACUACAAGUCACCUCCCCCUCCAUCACCAUCUCCACCUCCACCAUACUACUACAUGUCUCCACCCCCUCCAUCACCAUCUCCUCCUCCUCCUUAUUACUACAAGUCUCCACCUCCUCCCUCACCAUCACCUCCACCACCAUACUACUACAAGUCCCCACCACCACCAUCACCUUCUCCUCCUCCUCCAUACUACUACAAGUCCCCACCCCCACCAUCACCUUCCCCUCCCCCACCAUACUACUAUAAGUCCCCUCCUCCACCAUCACCUUCUCCUCCACCACCAUACUAUUACAAGUCCCCACCACCACCAUCACCCUCUCCUCCUCCUCCUUAUUACUACAAGUCACCUCCUCCUCCAUCCCCUUCACCUCCACCUCCUUAUUACUACAAGUCACCCCCUCCUCCUUCACCAUCUCCCCCUCCACCAUACUACUACAAAUCUCCUCCUCCACCCUCUCCUUCUCCUCCUCCACCUUACUACUACAAGUCACCCCCUCCUCCAUCCCCUUCACCACCACCUCCUUACUACUACCAGUCUCCUCCCCCACCAUCUCCUUCACCCCCACCUCCAUACUACUACAAAUCUCCUCCGCCACCAUCGCCUUCACCUCCACCUCCCUACUACUACAAGUCUCCUCCCCCACCAUCCCCUUCACCCCCACCUCCCUACUACUACAAGUCUCCUCCCCCACCAUCGCCUUCACCCCCACCUCCCUACUACUACAAAUCUCCUCCCCCACCAUCUCCUUCACCUCCACCUCCCUACUACUACAAGUCCCCACCACCUCCAUCUCCUUCCCCACCACCACCAUAUUACUACAAGUCACCUCCUCCUCCAUCUCCUUCUCCUCCUCCCCCAUACUAUUACUAUUCUCCACCUCCACCACUAUAGACUGCUGUCACCAAGAGUUUUCCAGUCCAAUAGGUAACGAAAUCUGCAAUGCAACUACUAUCUGCUCGAGUAAAACAACAAUCUUUCGGAGAGUACCACCUACAUCGUAUUUAGCUGGUUUUACAACAUCACUGUUCAGAAGGCUUAUCACAUAUGUCACUACAAGAUUUGUGAACUUGAGUAGAUCAGUAUUGCUGGUUGGAGUUGUUAGUAAUAAAUUGAUUGGUAUUGGUUUCAUUCAAAUGGGAUAUUUGAAGAGAAACUGAAGCGCAAUAAAGAUUUGUUGUCUCUUUUAAUGCAAUGAUAUUGUUUGUACUGAGAGGAAUUUGCUUAUUCAUGGCUCUGCUAUUGAAUAAAAUUGAAUAAAGUGCCCAU